Atta colombica is the source of this 3309-nucleotide messenger RNA. RefSeq lists its product as uncharacterized. The transcript is spliced from 13 exons. Lineage: Eukaryota; Metazoa; Arthropoda; Insecta; Hymenoptera; Formicidae. Gene Ontology annotation, biological process: detection of chemical stimulus involved in sensory perception of smell; sensory perception of smell. Gene Ontology annotation, cellular component: plasma membrane. The record is from RefSeq and is a predicted model, not a curated record. Gene Ontology annotation, molecular function: odorant binding; olfactory receptor activity.
ACAAUGAAUAUUCUGAAAUUGACAUAUUCAAUCGUUAUAAUAUCUGGAUGUUUUCGACCGCAGUCAUGGACAUCUUUAUUUAAAAAGAUAGUUUAUAAUAUCUAUAGUUUGUACGUAAUGGCUAUGUUAUAUACAUUUACAAUAUUGCAAAUUAUGGACAUUGUUUUAUGUGUCGACAAUGCUGAUGAUUUCACAAACAAUAUAAAUAUGAUGCUAACUACAUUAGCUUCAUGUUACAAAAUGUUUAUUUUGAGUAUAAAUUAUGAAAAUUUUGUAACGUUAAUUAAUUAUCUUACUGAAGAGCCGUUUAAACCAUUAGAUUCGGAUGAGAUGAAAAUUCAACGACAAUAUGAUAAAAUAAUACGAAACAACACAUUACGAUACAUAAUAUUGGUAGCGAUAACAUGUGCGUUUGUCAUUAUGUCUUCGCUGUUUACUGACUUUAGACACAAGAAACUAAAGUACAGGGAAUGGAUACCAUUUGACUAUUCAUCUUAUGUGGUAUUUUGUUUUGCAUACGCUCAACAAAUGAUAACUGCAUGUCAUAGCGCCAUCGUAAAUGUCGCAAUAGAUAGUCUCAUGUGCGGAUUCUUGAUACACAUAUGUUGUCAAAUUGAAAUCUUGAAAUAUCGCCUAAAAAAAUUUUUGGACAAGCAACUUAUUCUGGGUUAUUGCAUAUGCCAUCAUAAUCGAAUUUUUGAAUUUGCGCAGAUAGUGAAUAUAAAAUUUACCAAAAUAAUCGGAUUUCAAUUUAUGGCAAGUAUGAUGAUAUUUUGUUCAAAUUUGUACCAACUGACUAAAUCAACUUUAAAUGCGGAUCAUUUUUCGUUAAUUUUAUAUACAGGCUGUAUGUUAACGCAGAUAUUUAUUUAUUGCUGGUUUGGAAACAAAGUUAAAUUAAAGGUAGUAUUUUUUUAAUUUGAACAAAGGAUAAAAAUGCAUAUCUUAAAAUUGACAUUUUUAAUCGUUACAUUUGUUGGGUGCUUUCGACCGUUAUCGUGGACAUCGCUAUUUAUGCGUAUUAUUUACAAUCUCUACAGACUAUUUAUAAUUACCAUUUUAUAUAUUUUUGCUUUUUUACAAUUUACGGACAUUAUGAUAAACGUCAAUAAUCCUGACGACUUUACUAAUAUUUUAUAUAUGGCGUUAAAUGUGUCCGUUUCUGGUUUUAAAUUACUGAUAAUGUGGCUAAAUUAUAACAACGUUACAACAUUAAUUACUGUACUUAACGAGGAACCAUUUAAACCAUUAGAUCUAAGCGAAUUGAAAAUUCGUGAAAAAUUUGAUAAAAUAAUACGGUUUAACACAUUACGUUACUCAGUUUUGAUUGCGUCAUCAUGGACAUUCAUGAGUUUGAUGUCGUUGCUUACAGACUUUAAACACAGAAAAUUAACGUAUAGAGAAUGGGUACCGUACGAUUAUUCGUCUUACAUGAUGUUUUGCGUUACGUAUGUUCACCAAAUUCUGAGCACGUUUUAUUGUGCUAGCGUAAAUGUCGCCUGCGAUACUCUCAUAUGUGGUUUCUUAAUGCAUGUAUAUUGUCAAAUUGAAAUCUUGGAAUAUCGCUUGAAGAAGAUUUUAAGUGAUCAAAGCAUUUUGGACUACUGCGUACGCCACCAUAACAGUAUAUUUCAAUUUGCGUGUUCCGUAAAUGCAAAAUUCUCGCAUAUAAUCGGAUUACAGUUUAUAAUAAGCACAUUGAUAAUAUGCUCUAAUUUAUAUCAACUGAGCCAAUCGUCAUUGAACCCAGAGAGUAUUGGGUUAAUAGGAUUCACGUGCUGCAUGUUAACAGAAAUAUUUCUUUAUUGCUGGUUUGGACACAAAAUAAAAUCAAAGAGCGUUCAAGUGGCAGAUAGCAUUUUCCAAAUAAAGUGGCCAUUGUUGAAUAAUAACGUUAAAACUAAUCUCCUAAUAAUUAUGAAACGCGCUACAGUACCUAUUGAAUUUACUACUGCGCAUAUCAUUAGUUUGAAUUUGGACUCUUUUGUGACGGUAAUGAUUAAUUUGAUAUUGAGAGCCGACAACGCUGACACAAUUGGUGAUGCCUUGUUCAACGCUUUGAUUUCGCUUUUGGCAUGCUACAAGGCAAUUGUUAUACGGAUAAAUCACGAUAGUAUUACAAUGUUAAUUGGUAAUCUUGUUGAGAAGCCAUUUAAACCAGUGGAUCUGAGCGAAAACAUGAUUCGGGAGAAGUUUGAUAAGAGAAUAACGAAUAAUACAUUAUAUUAUUUAAUUCUCGUCUCGAUAACUGCCACUUAUAUGAUCUUGCUUUCGAUAUUUACGAAUUUUAAGAAUGGAACUUUAAUGUACAGAGCAUGGUUACCAUUCAACAGCUCAAUAUCUGCACUAUUUUAUCUAGCAUACGCUCAUCAGAUAUUCUCUCUAAUAUUUAUCGGACUUAUACAUCCCACAUGUGACAAUUUAAUUUGCGGAUUAUUGCUGCAUAUCUGCUGCCAAAUCGAGAUUUUAGAAUAUCGUUUGUCGAAUAUUGCGAAUGACCAAGAAAAUCUGCGCAAUUGUGUACGCCAUCAUAUAUAUAUAUUUGAAUACGCGUAUAUACUUAACGAUAAAUUUGGCAAAAUAAUUCCUAGUGAGUUCUUAAUGAUCACAGUGGUAAUGUGCUACAAUUUAAUUCAUAUGGCUUUUAGAGCGUCUGAUACUGUUUCUUAUAUACAAGAUAUUAUGGUUAUAGCUACUACUCUAGCUCCAAUUUUUUAUUAUUGUUGGUUUGGCAACGAAAUCAAGCUUAAGGUAAUUUUAAUAACUAAUAGUAUUUAUAAUAUGGAAUGGACUAUGUUCAGUAAUAAUAUGAAGAAAGGACUCUUAAUGAUCAUGAAUCGUGCUACGAUACCAAUUGAAUUUACCAGCGCAGAUAUUAUACCGGUGAAUCUUGACUCUUUCAUAAAGUGGAUAUUGAGAAAUGAUGUUGGAAAGAAAAGCGAAAUGCCUGUCUUGAAAUUUACGCUCGCGGUUUUAGCGGUCGCAGGAUGCUGGCGACCAACAUCGUGGACAUCGCUGUUUAGACACAUGAUAUAUAACGCUUAUACAACGUCAAUGCUUAUAACAUUAUACAUCUUUGCAAUGACUCAAAUUAUAGAGUUGAUAUUGAGAGCUGACAACGCUGACACAAUUGGUGACGCCUUGUUCAACGCUUUGAUUUCGCUUCUGGCAUGCUACAAGGCAAUUGCUAUGCGGAUAAAUCAUAAUAGUAUUACAAUGUUAAUUAGUAAUCUCGUUGAGAAGCCAUUUAAACCAGUAGAUCUGAACGAAAACAUGAUUCGGGAGAAGUUUGACAAGAGAAUAACGUAA